AGAGAGGAGUACUUCUUGUGAACUCAGAAGAGCGCAGGAGAGAGAAGAGAGAGAUUUGGGACUCGCUGCUGAUCGCUGGCUGCUACGGGCUGGGUUUUUUUUUACGACUUGGUUUUAUUUUUUUAUUUUUUUUUCCUUUUUUUUUUUUACAAAAAGGCUUUAAAAUCAUAUAGGUAUAUAUUUCAAAUGAGCGCAGAUUGAGGGCGAUCACACUCUCUGCGUGGUUUUUUUUGUGAGGGACCGGGCUGUGGGGUUGGAAUACAGAUCAAGAAUCGGAGGAAAUGUGAUAUUAUUAUUAUAAUUAUCAUUAUCAUUACUAUCCUUAUUGUGAUUGCGGCUCCAGAUGAACGUUUCCCCUUGUGGAUAUACUGAAAGAAACAGCGACGACGGCUGCAUCGAUAACAGCAACACCGCCGAUUCCUUCUCCGUCUUCUCUCCCGAGAAAGAGCUCAAGAAAUCGUGUCCGGUUUCUUCCCUGUUUCCGUCGGAUCCCGUCAGACAGGCUAAGCGCCUGCCGAUCCGGGUUUUGAAGAUGCUCAGUGCGCAUACCGGGCACUUAAUGCAUCCGGAGUACCUGCAGCCGCUGACAUCCGCGCCGAUCAGCAUCGAGUUGGAUGCUAAGAAGAGCCCGUUGGCCCUGCUGGCUCAGACCUGCUCCCAGAUCGGAAAGCCGGAUCCCCCGCCUUGCUCCAAGCUAAACUCCGCGACUUCCAACGGCGUCAGCGACAAGGACUCUGCAAACAGAUCGGCCCAUCCUAGCACGAAACACGGCGCCGGCGACCACCACCAGUCCGUCGACGACAAGUCCAGCUUCAAGCCUUAUGCCAAAGCCGGGGGCGAGUCGAGGAAGGACGGCUCCAACUCGGGGAACGGAGACAGCAACAAAGCGGGCUACCGGCUACCCGGCGGCGCCUGCCCGCCUUUCCCCCCGCACCCCGCCUCCUCCCCGAAUUCCCGGGUCGGCUCCCCGCAGCAGCAGCAAGGACACACGCCGCACGAAGCGAAACAGAGCGGCGAUUUAAUCAGCCAGGAUAAAAAGGAGCAGCAAGAGCUCUCCAGGUCUGCGGAAGCUCAGCUGGCCAACUCCAGCCACGUCCGGGCCAGCGCCAACUCGAGCAACGCCAGCUCCCAGUGCAGCCCGCACCACGGCGGCAGCGACGCGGGGAAAGCGGAGCCGCCGCAGCCGCAGCAGCAGCAGCACGGGCACGCCGCGUUGGGGUCGGGCCACGUCGCGCCGGUGUCCCCUUACAAACCGGGCCACUCCGUGUACCCGCUACCGCCUUCCAGCUUGGGUUACCACGGCUCCAUCGUGGGGGCCUACGCCGGCUACCCCACACAUUACGGUUUGGAUCAUACCAAGACCAGCCUGGUUGGGGGGCAGCUCGGGGUGCCUGGAAAACACCCGAGCUCCAGCCCACUGACGGGCGCCUCUCCGCCUUCUUUCAUGCAAGGAUUAUGCCGGGACCCUUACUGUCUGACGUACCCCAACGCGCCCCACUUGGGGGGCAGCAACUGCUCGUCCUGCGUCCACGACCACUCCUCCACGCUGAAAUCGGGGUACCCCCUGGUGUACCCCACCCACCCCCUGCACUCCCUCCACGCCUCCCCCCUCACCUCCAGCGCCACCCCAACCCUCUCGGGGCACCCGCUCUACACCUACGGCUUCAUGCUGCAGAACGACCCGGCGCCGCACAUUUGUAACUGGGUGUCGGCCAGCGGACCGUGCGAUAAGCGCUUCGCCUCUUCGGAGGAGCUGCUGGCCCACCUCCGAACCCACACAGCCCUCCCCGGGGCGGACAAGCUGCUGGCGGGGUACCCGGGUGCAUCGUGCCACCUCCACCUCCCUUCCACGAGCCCGGGUAGCCCGACCGCUUUACCCGGUACCUUCUCGUUGAGAAGCCCGCACAGCCUGGGACUGAGCCGGUACCAUCCUUACAGCAAGAGCCACAUGCCAGCAAGCGGGCUGCCCGUGCAUGCGCUGCAGACCGCGCCUUACUACUCCCCUUACGCACUCUACAGCCAGAGACUGACGUCAGCUUCCGCUUUAGGUUAUCAGUAGCAUUAGUAAGUAUUAGUGGUAUUAUUAUUAUUAUUAUUAUUAUUAUUAUUAUUAUUAUUAUUAUUAUUAU
This is a messenger RNA of Acipenser ruthenus (sterlet), 2129 nucleotides long. RefSeq names its product zinc finger protein 703-B-like. The transcript is spliced from 2 exons. NCBI's taxonomy places the organism in Eukaryota, Metazoa, Chordata, Actinopteri, Acipenseriformes, Acipenseridae. Gene Ontology annotation, cellular component: nucleus. Bases 344 to 2059 code for a protein of 571 amino acids. The record is from RefSeq and is a predicted model, not a curated record. Gene Ontology annotation, biological process: negative regulation of DNA-templated transcription.